AAUCACACAGGCAGAUUGGGCUGAAAUCAGAAGUCAGUCAUGAGAAACCAUACAAGACUAACUACUUUCAUCCUGCUGGGAUUGACAGACGACCCGCAACUAAAAGUUCUGAUAUUUAUCUUUCUACUUGUUACUUAUAUGUUGAGUGUCACUGGAAAUCUCACAAUCAUCACUCUCACUUUAGUGAGUUCUCAACUUAAAUCUGCCAUGUACUUUUUCCUCCAAAAUUUCUCAGUCUUAGAGAUUUCAUUUACUACAGUCUGUGUUCCUAGAUUCCUUUACAGCAUGUCCACUGGAGACAAUAUGAUCACUUACGAUGCUUGUGCUAGUCAAUUAUUUUUCGUCAUUCUCUUUGGAGCGACAGAAUUUUUUCUCCUGGCCAUCAUGUCCUAUGACCGCUAUGUGGCCAUUUGCAAACCCUUACAUUAUGUGACCAUCAUGAAUAGUAGAGUCUGCAGAAGGUUUGUUCUCUUCUGUUGGGCGGGAGGUUUGUUAAUCAUAACCCCCCCACUUAGCCUAGGUUUAAAUCUGGAAUUCUGUGACUCUAAUGCCAUUGAUCAUUUUCUCUGUGAUGCAUCGCCUAUCCUCAAGAUCUCUUGCUCAGACACGUGGUUCAUUGAGCAGAUGGUUAUAGCCUGUGCUGUGUUGACCUUCAUUAUGACGCUUGUGUGUGUCGUUCUUUCUUACAUAUACAUCAUUAAGACCAUUCUAAAAUUCCCCUCUGCCCAGCAGAGGAAGAAGGCGUUUUCCACAUGUUCUUCCCACAUGAUUGUUGUUUCUAUUACUUAUGGAAGCUGUAUCUUCAUUUACAUUAAACCUUCAGCAAAAGAAGAAGUCGACAUUAAUAAAGGUGUGUCGAUACUUACUACUUCCAUCGCCCCAAUGCUAAAUCCCUUUAUAUAUACCCUGAGAAACCAACAAGUGAAACAAGCUUUGAAGGACUCAAUCAAAAGACUUGCAUUUCUUUCCAAGAAAUAG
Messenger RNA from Echinops telfairi (small Madagascar hedgehog), 978 nucleotides. Its product is annotated as olfactory receptor 6C2-like. Gene Ontology annotation, cellular component: membrane. Gene Ontology annotation, molecular function: olfactory receptor activity; G protein-coupled receptor activity. The coding region runs from base 40 to 978 and encodes 312 amino acids. The record is from RefSeq and is a predicted model, not a curated record. The transcript has a single exon. Gene Ontology annotation, biological process: G protein-coupled receptor signaling pathway. Lineage: Eukaryota; Metazoa; Chordata; Mammalia; Afrosoricida; Tenrecidae.